CUACCGUUGCGCCGUGCAGGAGCUGGCUAAGGCCCCAUCAGAACACAAGAUCUCUAAGACUACCUAUGCUUCUGGGGGAGGCAGCUGCGUAGUCCUGUGUACUGCAUUAUUUUGCCAGGGUUCAAAAUCUGCUUAAUAAGCCUCUCUGGACACCAAACACUCAUUAAGGUGCUUAAAAAAUCACUAGCUGUUUCGGAGCCAUGGAGAUGCCAUCAUAUUACUCCAAGCUCCUUGGAGAGCUGAAUGAGCAGCGGAAAAGAGAUUUCUUCUGUGAUUGCAGCAUCAUUGUGGAAGGUCGAAUAUUUAAAGCUCAUAGAAAUGUUCUGUUUGCCAACAGUGGCUAUUUCCGGGCCAUGUUAGUCCACUACAUCCAAGACAGUGGAAGACAUAGCACAGCUUCUCUAGACAUUGUGACAUCUGAGGCUUUCUCAACUAUCCUGGAUUUCCUAUACUCAGGAAAAUUAAACCUGUGUGGGGAAAAUGUCAUUGAAGUUAUGAGUGCUGCAAGCUACCUCCAGAUGACUGACGUGGUUAACUUCUGUAAGGCUUACAUCCGAUCUUCACUUGACAUCUGCAGGAAAAUGGAAAGGGAGAGUUCCUUUGGACAAGCUGAUAGUGGUAGCGAUGGUCUUAACUGCGGAAGAGGUGCAGUUGGGUCAGUACCUGAAAAAACAGCUCGGGAUGAUUGUCAGAAAGAUCCCCCCUGUGGGGACUGUAGUAGCUGUAACUCUGAAGAAAUUAUGGGAAAGGAUCCUACAAGUGUAGCCUCUCCAAAAGAAAAGAGUCCUCCUAAAGCAUUGGAACCUAAAGAAGAGCUGGACUCUGAUGUGGUGGAGGUAACGGAAGGUCUCCAACCAUAUCAGAUGCAGCAAGAUCUGGAGCAAGGAGAAGAAAGUCCUCAAGGUGGCCCCGGAAUGGACAUAUCAUGUAAUAAUUAUCACAUGAAGCAGUUUUUAGAGGCACUUUUGCGUAAUAGCUCUUCCCAGAGGAAAGAGGAAUCUGCACAUCAUUUUCCUCGUGACUUUGAGUCCAGGCAAGAGGAAGCAAGUGUUUCAAUGAGCUCCAUGAUGGAUAUUCAGGGUGAUUGGUAUGGUGAGGACACAGGGGAUGUUUUAGUGGUCCCAAUCAAACUACACAAGUGCCCUUUCUGUCCAUACACGGCCAAGCAAAAGGGCAUUUUGAAACGCCACAUUCGAUCGCAUACAGGAGAGCGACCGUAUCCUUGUGAAAUCUGUGGCAAAAGGUUUACCCGUCAGGAGCACCUGCGCAGCCAUUCACUUACAGUUCAUCGCUCCAACCGUCCCAUCAUCUGUAAAGGUUGUCGCCGUACAUUUACCAGCAGCCUUUCUCCUGGCUUGAGACGUUUUGGCUUGUGUGACAGUUGCACAUGUGUCACGACUACAAAUGAUGACUCUCAACAUCCAAGCCACACAGAAGGUGCAUCAGAGAGCAUGGACAAGGAUGACGGGGAUGGAGACUGGCCAAUUUACAUUGAGUCUGGUGAUGAGAAUGAAGUGGCAGAUGAUGAUGAUGUUGAGGAUAAAGAACAAAUACACAGGGAGGUACUCAUGUGAUGGAUCGGCAGAAUGCGCUGUCUCCUCUUUACCUGGGCCGUCUAAGUAGCAUCAUGCCAGAAAACUUAUGCCGUCCUUUUUCUGCCACUAUUCAGCAUCUUGGUGGUCAGUGGGUUCCAGGCCUUCUUGGUUAUGCACAGUGCUGCUAGUUCAGAGGCAGCAGAACAUUUUCUAUUUUCCACGUGUUUAUGUUGGUGCUGUGCACUAAACUCUUUUUUAUUAUCCAGCGUCAUUUGAGCUUUUAGUUUUACGCUGCAUCUCCAGAAAUGCUCUGCCAUUGCCUGCAGACAGAACGAUGACCAAACUGGUGAACGUAGACGUGACCAACCCCAGCCUCUAUUCUGUGAUUCCACAGAAAUGAUCAUUCAAGUGACGUCCUCCUCAGUUUCCUAAUACUUCUAAGGAUUUCAGCCUGAACUGGAUGUGAUAACUACAGCUGGGUUAAACAACUCUGUCUUACAAAAUGAACUUUUCAUUGAUCAAGUAAGAAAAACAUUUGUGCCUCUGUUGGAAUGGUAUCUGUAUACAUCAUGGAUUUAAUGUUUCUAUAAUUAAAUGGAUUCUAUGGGUUAUGGAUACUGAUAAACUAUCAGUUCAGUGGGCGAUGAGCUGCAUAACCCGGCGCGGCCACUACAUGGUGCUAGGAGGGACAUGGCGGAGCUAUCUGAUUCCAGUUCCAUUUGCUGUGUUAGUUUUAGCGCUGGCGGCUGCUGCAAACGGCUGAUCAGUCCACUACACUGAUCUGAUAUUGGUGAUCUACCUUAUGGAUAGAUCUAUAACUUGGAAAACCUAUUUACAGGGUGUAUUCCAGGAUUUUAAUAUUGAUGGCGUAAACUAAGGGUAGGACAGAGCAGUGCUGCAGUAACCAACUCCCUCCACUACAGAGUGGACGGAGCUACAGCAGGGGUGCAGAGUGUUGGACCCCCCCACCCAUCAGAUACUGAUGGCCACCAAUAUUAAAAUCCUGGACUAUCUCUUUAAGGCCUCUUUCACAUGACCGUAAGGCUUUUUCAGUGUUUUGCGGUCCGUUUUUCA
This is a messenger RNA of Bufo gargarizans (Asiatic toad), 2609 nucleotides long. RefSeq names its product zinc finger and BTB domain containing 8B (gene ZBTB8B). Gene Ontology annotation, biological process: regulation of transcription by RNA polymerase II. Gene Ontology annotation, molecular function: DNA-binding transcription factor activity, RNA polymerase II-specific; protein binding; RNA polymerase II cis-regulatory region sequence-specific DNA binding. Lineage: Eukaryota; Metazoa; Chordata; Amphibia; Anura; Bufonidae. The coding region runs from base 201 to 1574 and encodes 457 amino acids. The record is from RefSeq and is a predicted model, not a curated record. The transcript is spliced from 5 exons.